AAAACAUCUAAAAAAUGAUAGAUAAUGUUCUGAGAUCUGUAAGGUGUUUGUCUUUCUUUUGGUUAUAUUGUUAAUAAUGUUGAAACACGUUGAGGCCUGAAGAAGGCCUCAGUUGAAGCCGUUUAUUUCCUGAUCUCUUUGGUUUUUAGUGUUAGCAAGCUCCUAAACUCUGUAUGCUGCUUUUAAUGUCUUUCACUGGUGUUUUCUCAGCUACUUAACGAACCAGUAACUUCAUGUUGGGUAAUUUCAUACAGAAACGCGUAUAAGUGGAUUAUUUGUCACUUUAAAACCAAAACCAAAAGCAAACAAAUAUGGCACAUCCUCCUAUUGUAACGGCCACUACUAUGUUGUAUACCACAUUAUGUAUGUAUGUUGCCGCCCGUCCCCCAUUGUGCGCGCUGCGGAGGUGUGUGACGAGGAGAGAACAGGGUGGGAGCUCAGCUGCCGAAGCGUCACAAUUGGCGCCCGAACAUCUAAUUCUGGACUCGGAUCUCGUCAAAAUGUUCUAUUUGACGACCGACGACUCAUUUGGGGUUUAUUUCGGCGGAACUCUUCAAUUUUUGUCUUUUCAUGGACUUUACUCGAAGUUUUCUGGAAGUUUCAUUCGACGCCACAUGGUAUAGCGGAUGAAUCGCCCCUGUCUGUGGCUGGUGGUCGCUCAGCUGCCAGCGUUUUGUCUUCGUGUGUCGUUGAGCGCGUCCGUGUGAUCGGUCGUCUGAUGAGGAACAGGAGUAGCCUACAUCACACAGCUAAGUUUUUUACCAUGGAGAUCCUCUUCCUUCUGUUCUGUGUACAAAUCUUUGUUGGCACUGGUUUCACAUAUACAGUUCCAUCUGAUAUACCAGCUGCUGUUCUCCAGGACCAGGACUUCGAGAUGGAAACCCGUGAGUUUUCUGAGAUGCAGAUCAACACGACUUGUGAAGCCCUUUCCACUGGCAGUAAAUACAACUACUCUGCUCCAAACCCAGAUUUUCUACAGCAGAAGGACUGUGAGCUCUCCUGGAAAGAACCGGACGGCACAGUGCUCAAGUAUGGGGGCGUUCUCAUUCUUGAGACCUGUGAGGAUGGGAUUCGCCUCUUCACACAUUGUCUAGAUCCAAAAGUGAAGGUGGAAUGUGUCUUUAACAUAAUCAAGAGCACCACAUCAGCCCCUCCUUAUGAAUCUCCUGUGGCACGAAUAGGUUCCAUCGUCACUGGCAUUGUAUUUCUGAUCUUGCUUGUGGCUGUGGUCCUGUUUCUAAUCUGGCGCUUCAAGUAAGGUAAAUCUGCAUCCCACUCACAGCUAACUGAGGGACUUUAAUCUGAUGUCCGAUGUUAACAGAUGCUUUUAUUUGGUGAUUUACAAAUGAUUGUGUUCUUCACUGUGGUUGUGGUGAUAGAGGCUGGUGGAGAUUGGCACAUGGGUGUAUAUUUAGAAGAGCAGAGAAUAAAGGGUGAAUAAAACUCAAACUGCAGGAAACACACACUGAAGCAGCUUUCACACAUGUGCUUUAUUUUGUUAUUUACAAAAUAUUUGGAUCUGGAACUGCAGCUCUUUUACAAAUAUUGCUUAACAUUGUAUCUACAGCAUGUCCCAGACGUCGAGGACGCGAACACACCAACUGACACGUUUUUGCUCAAAAUUAUGUUUGUUAGUGAUCAAUUUAAAAUUCAGAUCAAUUUAAAUUUAAAAGCUAAAAGUUUCUGAGAGCUGCUGUUCUGUUCUGAACAUAAAUAAAUAUAACCUUAUUUAUUAAAAUGUUUUUAUUGCUGGUUUAUUUUCUAUACUUCGAACAAGAAAUGAAUUAAUCUGCAUUUCUUAAUGACUGAAAUUCUUUGAAAUACCUUGAGAUAAUCUAAUGAAAUGAUGGUGUGUGUGUUCCGGUGAAGAUGAACGGCUGUGGAAACAAUAGGGUGAAGGACGGAGAAGCUCAACCUGCUGAAUAUGACAGUGCUACAGCGGAUUAUCUUCCAGACCUCUCCACCCUCCAUUGAGGGUUAGAUUCUGUUACUCUGUCCUGCCUGCACUUCUCUUUUCUCAUUACAUUUUUCUGCACUUCCAUGACACUUUUCCAUGUUUUAUUUUUAAAACAACUUUAUAAUGAAAAAAAAAACUUAAACAAGGCCUUGGAAAACCUUGGGAUACUUUUAUACUUGAAACUGACAUUGUCUUUUCUUCUCCCGAGUGAAGGCAAAUCAGCAUGGCAGAUGCAGUGGCACUGGACAUGGAAAUAUUAGCAUUAUUCAGAUUAGUUUUAAACUUUUUAGCUGCUUUUAGUGUUUUAAUAAUCUCAGUUCUGCAUGCUCACCUCACUGCUGCAAUGUUGCACAGUGUCCACAAAAAAUCUGAACUGGACCAAAAACCUGAAAUGCAGGUCAUAGUUUUAUUAGAAAGCAUCAUUAAUAUAUAUGAGGAGGAGAUGAACUUUUUCAGGCCCAAUGAAGUAUAUUUAUUCUGUACCCACAUUUUAUUGUUUUUGUUUUUCAUCUCUCCAAUAAAAAUGUACGAAUAAAAGCACCUUUCUUAUUGCCUUUUUUUUAUAUAGAUAAGCUGAUACUGGGAAAUUCUGUGAAACCUGGAUGAAAGUGAAGUGUUUAUCUUGUUUUAUCCCACAGUGCUGUUGGAUUCUGAUUGGUCAGGAGGUGAUUAUUAAUUUUCUGUAACAGCAGUACAGCUACAAAUCAGUUAUUCUUUUAACUUGAUUGACUCCGUAAAGAGAGAGAGGUGUGUUGUGCUUCAUUUUUUUUGUAUAGACCCAUAUGAAAAAAUACAAUAUGCUGUUAUGCAUCUAAUAAACUGAGUUAUGUAACAGAUAA
Molecule: messenger RNA, 2796 nt
Organism: Hemibagrus wyckioides
Lineage: Eukaryota; Metazoa; Chordata; Actinopteri; Siluriformes; Bagridae
Exons: 9
Coding region: 362-1258 (298 amino acids)
Source: RefSeq, a predicted model, not a curated record